Molecule: messenger RNA, 4050 nt
Organism: Pseudo-nitzschia multistriata
Lineage: Eukaryota; Bacillariophyta; Bacillariophyceae; Bacillariales; Bacillariaceae
Source: the annotation of a GenBank genome assembly
CGCUUGCAGAAAACAAUCAAAUUUAUCAUGGUCAGGCUAGGAAGUAUUGAACACGAAGGAAAGACAAAGCUCGUUGCCCAGCUCCCGUCUGGGUAUUGCGAUUUAUCAUCUGUCGCGGACAACGCUCGCGAUUUUUUCUUGGUUGGGGGUUUGGAGCGAGCGAAAGAACUGGUGGCGGCAGCUUCGUCGUCUCCGAACUCUUCACCAAACUUCAUCCCAGCGGAUGGCUGUCGGCUGUUAGCUCCCAUAGAUGGGUCACUAGUGGGGAAGUUUUUGUGCAUUGGAAUGAAUUACAAGGCAAGUUGGUCGAUACCUCGAAACAAUUUGAUGGCACUAUGAAAUACCGUUGGCUACUGACAUCUGGCACUCACAAAUUGUUCUAUGAUCAAAACAUACAAUCGACCAAAACAGGACCACUGUACCGAACAAAACGUGCCUAUUCCAGUGGAACCAGUCGUAUUCUCCAAGUUUGGUCAAUGUAUAUGUGGUCCGGACACGCCCGUCGCAAAAGACGAGCACACUGAAAAAUUGGAUUACGAGGUCGAGUUGGGAGUUGUAAUUGGAGCCUCCGUGCCGCGUUAUACUUCCAAAGAAAAUGCAUCUAAGUAUAUUGGAGGUUUUACGGUUAUACAUGACGUGUCUGCCAGGUAUGUAUUUGAGGUGUGGCAAAUUUGCACGGAUUUUAKCGGUCUGUCUUCCGUUCUCUUAUUUUUCUUUCAUUGGAACAACUAUUGAUCUGGGUUUAUGAUAUAAAAGAGACUGGCAAUUAGAAAAAAAUGGAGGUCAAUGGCUCUUGGGAAAAUCAAUGGAUUGUUAUGCGCCAAUGGGUCCGGUUAUCGUUACCACAGAUGAAUUGACCCUAGAGGCGGUGCACAAAACGGGCAUUCGAUGCCGUGUCAACGGAGAAACUCUUCAAGACUCGAAUACUGAUGAGUUGGUUUUUGGUGUUGAUGAUAUUAUUGCAUAUGUGUCGCGUUUCAUGACACUUCGUGCUGGAGACAUUUUGGCCACCGGUACACCCCCURGUGUCGGAUGUUUUAGGAGCCCUCCGCGAUGGCUAGUGCCUGGCGAUGUGGUGGAAUGUGAAAUUGAUGGAAUCGGCACACUAACUUCGCCAAUUGUAGGUCCGUUGGCGAAGUCAGGACCAGAAAAUGCAGGCAAGAAUGCUGCAUUGGCUGCUCAUUCACCCUUGAUGAGAGGGCAACUAUAUGGAAAGGCAACUGCGUGUAUCGUUACAGGGGGUGCAAGAGGACUCGGGURUGGAAUUGCAGCCCGCUUGGGUAUGGAAGGUGCAAACAGAGUAGUAAUCGUGGACUUGGAUAAAGCAUUGAUUGACGAAGUUUGCAAGAGAUUGAAUAGAUUGAUACCGAGCUGCCACUAUGUUGGUGAACCAUGUGAUGUAGGAGACGAUAAGGCAGUAAGUGAAAGUUGGGGGAAAAUCGCUGAAAGUAAUAAUGGAAGGAUAGACAUCCUCGUCCAAGCAGCGGGAAUAGUGGGUAAAACCAACCUGAAGACAGAAGAUGUUGAUCCUGAAAAUUUUGAUGCCGUUAUGCGAGUCAAUGUCCGUGGUAUUUUCAACGGAUGCAAAGCGGUCCUUCCUUACAUGAGAGAAAAAAAGUACGGCAGAAUUGUAAACAUUUCUUCGAUUGCAGGAAAGGAUGGCAAUGCGGGUAUGCUUGCAUACUCAACAAGUAAGGCGGCUGUUAUCGGACUGACCAAGACAAUCGGGAAGGAAUACGCCGAGAUGGGCAUUACCUGCAAUGCUCUCUGUCCAGCGGUUGUACGAACCCAAAUGGUUGAAGCAAUGCCUACCGAGCAGGUGAAGUAUAUGACGGACAAGAUACCAAUGAAGCGGUGUGGAACAAUUGAUGAGAUAGGUACGCCUCUCUAAUUUUCGUUGAUCUAUUGCAAAACCAAGAGAGAACUCUAAUGAAUCAAUUCACGUGUCGGAUCUUUUUUUUCUAUGUGUUCGCGUGUAAUUUUUUUGUUAAUUUUUGUGAAUGUUGUCUCACCUACGAACAUUUAUUUUCUUCAUGGCGAUUAUUUGAUUUCAGCUGCAAUGGUGGUAUUCAUGGUGUCGCCGGAGACAAGUUUUACAACAGGAUUCUGCUUCGAUGCCACAGGUGGAAGGUCUGUGUACUAGAUCUUUUAUUUUUAAAUAUGGUUUUAUCAGUCGCUCAUCGCAGCCAAGAAUAAGACGUAUAAAUUUUGUGCGGUACUCAAUGUAAUAACCCUCAGGAAUUGCUCAUAAUUCAUCAUAAGAAAUAACGAUGGGAUUUCGUAUUAAUCUCUGGGAUAGGGACGUCUCAGAUUGAGUUCUUCUCUAUUUAAUUCGACUCCAAAUCCAGGUUUAUCCGUUAGAUCAACGUAGCCAUUCUUUGGCAGGGGUUCGUUUUUAAACAAAUUGCCGAAAAAGCUGACAAUCGUAUCUGCCUUUGGAGACAUGACUAGGAACUCGGCAAUGGGGCAACUGGGAAAACAAAUUUGUAAAUGAUAUGAAUAAACAGAGGAUCCGUGUGGUAUGACAGGGAUAUCAAAUGCACUUGCAAGAGCGACAAUGCGUCGUGCUUCAGUCAUUCCUCCACACCCUUGUGUGUUUGCAGUUGAUUGCAGAAUUCGGUAUUCGCGAGUAGAAAGGUGAGAGAGAUCUUCAAAAUUCACCAACAAAACACCUUGUAUGACCACUUACAGGUAAUGUCGGGCUGAAGAACGUCGCAGCAAUUUUUCUGCAGUAGCAUGCGGAAACCCCACCGGGUGUACUCGUGUUCUCCAGUUGUCAAGAGCGUCGUACUGACUUUUUCCUUGAUUUUGGCAUAGCCAUCAUAUUCAUCAGGAGGUAGGGUUUCCUCGAUCCACUUUACGUUAUAUGGUUCACAUCGUCUAGCCAGCUCAAUAGUGUAGGGAACUGUGAGACUCAUGUAACAGUCUAUCAUCAGGGGAUAGUCUUCCCCAACAGCCUCGCGCCACUUCUUGACCAUCUCGAUAUUUUUUCUCAUGCCUUCUUCUCCUUGGGCAGGUCCAAACGGCAGAGGAAAUUUUGCCCCAUGAAAGCCCAUGUCCUGGUACGUGGAGUGGUACAUACACGUGAGUUGGAUAAUUGGCGGCACCAAAUUUUAAUGUUAGAUAGUUAAUGGACGGCAGAAUGAUGUCGAUCGCAAAAAAAUACAGAAAUACAAAUGUUGGCGCCUAAAAGGAUCCGAUCGAACAAAAAGUAACAGAAAAUGAAAUAUAAAUGAUUGUAAUUACCUUUGCAAAGUCUGGUCUGCAGUAGAACAUAUCGACGAAUCAGCUGACUGUGAGAAGUUCCUUCGGUUGAAAAACUACAUGUACAAAACAUAUACGAUUCCGUAGACACGUGUAGUUGASCCUUACCUCGCCGUCGUGGCGUAGACAGGCAUUUUCCCCUUCGUUUUCCCACCUAAUAAUGCAUAUACAGGCAGGCCUCGCAGAUGGCCCAGGGCGUCCCAAAUUGCCAAGUCCAAAGCACUCAAGGCCUAAUACGAGUAUGAAAACAUCGGUUUCAUUUGUUCCAGCGAAAGAAAAUAGAAGAUGUACGAAAGGAUAGCUGCGAUCAGUAUUUUGACCCGCGCAUUUUUGACAAAUAAAUUGCAUGCAGAACAAACGUCUAAAUUUCACAAAAGCAAUWAUGCUCAUCUCAAAAACAGCGAAACGGACCUGUAUGGCGAUGCCCUUUCGACCAUAGUUGAUAGUGGAUCGCCAGCAUUGGUCCCAGAUCAGUUCCACGUUAUUCGGAUCGGCUCCUUCCACGAAGCGUGCCAGGUGUUUUUCAACGAUGUAGCAGGCAGCGUCACCACCGAUGCUGAUUCCCACCCCCACCAUGCCGUUCGAUAGUUCCACUUCCACAACGACGCUACCCAUGGCGUCGAUACCCCAGCUAGUUCUCGAUUUCCUAUAUUGCUCGUACACCGACAUUGGAUUGGCAAUGUCGGAAUCUACAAUCCAGUGGCCUGGUUGUUGCUUGUGACAAUCGGCUCCCCCACCGGAUUCUUUUUCUUGUGCAUCGUCGCCAAAUACAAAKGCGCGGACUGU